Messenger RNA from Dermacentor albipictus, 2210 nucleotides. RefSeq names its product scoloptoxin SSD14-like. Lineage: Eukaryota; Metazoa; Arthropoda; Arachnida; Ixodida; Ixodidae. Gene Ontology annotation, cellular component: plasma membrane. Gene Ontology annotation, molecular function: glutathione gamma-glutamate hydrolase. Gene Ontology annotation, biological process: glutathione catabolic process. The record is from RefSeq and is a predicted model, not a curated record.
UAACCAACAAGCCAACCAACCAGCUAACGACUCAAUCUCGCGGACGGUCAAGGGCUCAAGGCCAUGGAUAACCCAUCCCUAAUCGGCGCUGUCGUUCGCGGAGCAUGCGAGGCUGGCGGUGGAGGCGGCGGCGGAGGCGGUGGCAUUGUAUUUGUUCCGAUCGGCCAUCGCUUCGGGAACUGCGACGCUAUCCCCUGCGACCAGGCCAAAAUUUUGUGUUUGUGCUGCUGCUGCUGCUGCUUCCUAUGGGCCGUGCUUUCCAUCUCCUCCGCUGGCGUGAUCAUCCACGCGUUGCCUGCACCCGUCGACACCACGUUCGAGAAGUGGGCCGUCGUCUGCGACGCGCCGCAUUGUGCAGACGUCGCCAAAGAGAUGUUCUACAAGGGCGGCGCCAUCGGGGACGCCGCCGUGGCCGCGCUGCUGUGCAUGGGCGUCACCGCACCACACGUCACCGGCAUCGGCGGUGGUCUAAUGGCCGUCCUGUACAACAAGUCCACGAUGAAGGUUCAAGCCUUGGACGCCCUGGGAGUGUCUCCGGCAAGCGUCACACCGGAUAUGUUUUCAACCAACGCGUCGGCGUUGAAACGCGGUGCCAACGCUGCGAUCGUGCCGGGCGCGCUGGCCGGGUUGAAGGCUCUGCACGCCAAGGCGGGCAGGCUUCCCUGGAAGGCCGUGUUCCAGCCGGCCAUCCGCUUGGCCAAGGAGGGCUUCACCGUCGGAUCGCACCUUGCCGCCGCCCUGGCGAAUAAUAAGAAUGUACUGAGAGUGUCGGCUUCCCUCAGGAAGCGAUUCUCCAACAACGCCACCGGCGCUCCGUUGCGCAGCGGGGACAAGCUCGUCCAGGCGCAACUCGCCAAGCUGCUGACGAAGCUGGCCGAACACGGCUCGGAGUACCUUUACCAGCAUGAGCUCGCCGACGAGAUCGAACAGAACAUUGCGGACGCCGGUGGGUCCCUCAAGAAAAGCGACCUGUCCGGAUACCAACCCGUGUGGCAGGAUCCGCUGUCUUCCAGGAUAGGGGACAGCCAGCACAUACACUCGGCUCCCAUUCCGGGCGCCGGCGUUGUGUUAGCCGUGGCCGUCCACAGUAUACACGUGGCCGUGAGGUCCCACGAAGAGACUGAGGGAACGCCAACAUAUCCCACCAUGUCUCCUGCCAGGAUACACCAUUUCGUGGAGGCCUUGAAGUUUGCCCUGGCAAAGCGGCCGGAGCUUGGAGACGAUCGAAACGUCAAAGACAGGCAGACCAGCAUAGUGACCGACGUAAUAGGAUUCGCUGCGCAAAAUUACGUGAAGACGAAGCCCCUGGCAUCGCCACAAGAUUACGGCAUCAAGUACGCGCCCGACGAGGACUUUGGCGGCGCGCAGCUGACUAUCGUCGCGCCCACCGGCGACGCUCUGUCUGUCACGUCCGGGCUCAACGGAAUGUUCGGCAGUGGCUUCGAGUCCUCGUCCGGACUUCUGCUCAAUAAUUACAUGGACGCAUUCGCCAAGCCUGGAAAGCACUUCAAUCUGGACCCAUCACCGGCGAACCAGUUGGGUCCCGGCAAGAGGCCCAUGACGUCCAUGGUCCCCACCAUCAUCACCAAGUUCGCCACGCCUUCCGAGCUGGUGGGCGCCUUCGGUGGCAGCGGAGGCCUCCCGGCCAUCUCUGCAGUGGCGCAGCUUAUCACCUGCGUUCGCAAGUACACGCUGCCUCGCUGCGUGUGGAACGAUACGCGUGUGCAGCCCACCUUUCGUUCUACUAAGCCCAACUCUGUGUUUGCGGAGCCCAGGACCGAGCACUUCGACCCGAUAUCCCUUCUUCGCAACCUGGGCGACAGCGUUACAGAGAAGACCAUCAUGUCUGCAGCCACGGGCAUCAUCGUCACGAAGAGCGGCUCUCUUCUUGCACCCAGUGACACGAAGCAUGUUGAUGGCAGCCGCUCGGGAGGAUGAGCAAAAUAACAUCGCUCCUACGACGACGGAAGAAAAAAGAUGGAAAAAAAAGUCGUUUGCUUUCGCCUCAAAAUACCUUACUUCCGGGCCAUUCACUAAGACAGGGACCCUUCGUCUCAAUUAUUACGCACCCUUAUGUGGCAGAGAAGAGAUGUAGGGGAAAUUUUAGUUCUCCAUCGAAAGCUUAGUGGCAGUUGCUACUACUCGAUGAAAGGUAAUUUCUAAUUUGCAGUUUGCGACGCUUCUGAAUAAAAUCUUCAUCCACGACUGGA